Molecule: messenger RNA, 1476 nt
Organism: Microdochium trichocladiopsis
Lineage: Eukaryota; Fungi; Ascomycota; Sordariomycetes; Xylariales; Microdochiaceae
Exons: 3
Coding region: 48-1325 (425 amino acids)
Biological process (GO): regulation of transcription by RNA polymerase II
Molecular function (GO): DNA-binding transcription factor activity, RNA polymerase II-specific; RNA polymerase II transcription regulatory region sequence-specific DNA binding
Source: RefSeq, a predicted model, not a curated record
GGAUAUUGACAUUUACCAGGUUGACGCACCAGCAAACACGUUUCCUCAUGAGCGAGUUCGCAAAACAACCCCACCCUGAUGCUGCCCACCGAGAAAGACUUUCGCGCGAGAUCCCGGGCCUGAGCCCCCGACAAGUCCAAGUUUGGUUUCAGAAUAGGCGAGCCAAGAUCAAGAGGCUCACAGCGGACGAUCGGGACCGUAUGAUCAAGAUGCGCGCAGUGCCCGAUGACUUCGACAAUGUUCAAGCACUGCAUUCGCCAUAUGGAGCGGUGCAUGGCUUGGGAACGCCGAUGGUAUCUCCAAACACCUUUGCUACUCCAUCGUAUGGAGAUCACGCCAUGAUGCGGCCAAUCCUGGCCGAUCCCAGCCGCCGGAUUGAAGGAGAUACUGGACUAUCUCCAGGAGCACUAGGCUCCAGCUUCGGUGCCCUUGGUGCAUACCAAUCGACUACGCCGCUACCCCCGGCAGAUUUGCCCUCGCCUCUGUCGACUUCACCCAACGAACGUAGAUACUUCUCCAGCCAGAUGACAAGCCCCUUGAGCGCAGGGCAAAGAACUUCAAAUCCAUACGGACGUGCCGCUGGCCCCGAAAGCGAGGGCCACUUGCAGACUAGUCCUCAAUCGAUGCGCUCGCUGCAACCACUUCAUCUACGCGAAACUCUGUCCCGAGCGAGAUCUGAGUCCAUCCAGUCCCCUCUUCGGUCGAGCAUGUCGUGGAAAGGGGAUUCGAUCGACUAUAACGCGUAUUCUGUCGGGCCCGGUAGCCCUAGUGGCCCCAAUCGCCAGCAGCCACUGUACCAAGCGGAUCACUACGAGACUAGCUCCUAUCUUCCAUCUUCCACAAACAUCAACUACUCGAGCGUUCCACCCCCGUCGCUGCACCAGCCGCAGCGAAGUCGGUCGACUCGACUACGGGCUGCAACAGCGUCUAUUCCGCUUGGCCUGGAUCUUCGCAACCAGUACAGGUCCAUGGCUGGGAACCAGGGUGUGCAGCCGCCGCACUCUGCCAUGAUUCAGCGAUCAAGCUCGACUGCUCCUUACGGCAGCUCUAGCAGCUUCCCAUCUGCGCCAUUGACUGCCCCGGUCGACUAUACUCAGCCGAGAACGCCGGGAAUCCGCACGUCUGGUGCUGACAGCUACUCCUUUCCCCAGAUGAGCGCGCCGAUUGCUCCGCCGCCCGAUUUCGGCCAAGCGAUGCACUCUGGCAGUGGUUUUGCGGCGAGCACCAGAACCCCUAUGAGGGAUUCCUUUGACAAUCACAGCCAUCUUAGCGGUGGUCAGCACACUGCUGCAGCUUCCGACGAUUUUGCCAAGACUCACGUCUGAUUUCAAGGUGUUACACAGAUAGGCUGGCACAUACACAGCCCUUGUGUUAUACAACAGGCACUUCUCUAUGCCGUCUAGCAACAUUUGGCUGUACAGGCAGCACCGUUCACAAAUACUCCAUUGCGCUUUUGGCCGCACGCGUUCAAGUAGA